This is a messenger RNA of Dermacentor andersoni, 1265 nucleotides long. RefSeq names its product SEC14-like protein 4. The record is from RefSeq and is a predicted model, not a curated record. Lineage: Eukaryota; Metazoa; Arthropoda; Arachnida; Ixodida; Ixodidae. Gene Ontology annotation, cellular component: cytoplasm.
AAAUGGCGUAAGGAAAAUGGCGUCGACGACAUACUAAGCAGCUACAAGAUACCGGAACUGGUGAAGGAGAAUUUUCCAGGCGUAAUACUUCACCCGUGCAAGGACGGACGGCCGAUGUGGCUUAUUCCAGCAGGAAUCGACUUGAAAGCACUUGUGGCGGCCCUGACCCCAGCCGUUGUGCUGCGACACUGCAUCUACAUGCUGGAAUAUACGGAAUCACUGAAACGAUCCGAAUCAAAAGGGGCAGCAGCAGAAAUGGAGACCCACUACCUGGUUAUUGACGAUGAAAAUUUCGCCCUUCGUCAGGUCUACAGCUGGCAGGCCGUAAAGACCAUCACGGACAUUCUGCAAACAAUGGAGGACCACUUCCCCGAGUGUCUAGAGAAGUGUAUUAUUAUAAACGUGCCCCCCUUUUUCCCCAUCACGUGGAAGCUGAUGCAGCCCUUCUUGACACAGAGGACGAUCGACAAAGUGGAAAUCUUCGCAAAAGCGGACGCCUGGAAGGAGCGGCUGGUGGACAUCGUUGGCGCAGCCUCCCUUCCCGCCCACUGGGGAGGGGACAUGGUCGGCCCUGACGGAGAUCCCCGAUGCAGGCACAUGGUCAACUACGGUGGUCGCUUCAAAGAACGCCCAGAUCGGCCGGCAUGGUCUCUGUUCGACGAGCCGGGCGUCAAGAAGCAGACGAUAGGUCGGCGGGACCGCUGGGAGCUGCAGGUGAACGUGUCGUGCCCGGGAGUGCAGCUCAGUUGGCGUUUCCAGACGGCCGCGGGAGACGUGGCCUUCGGAUUGCGCAUGUGCGAUGGAGAAUCUCUGCUGCCCCUCCGACGCAUCGACGCAAGCGGUCAGAUUCCACAGGAAGGCAGCUGGCACUGCGCGCGGGCCGGAACAUACGUGCUCCAGUUCGACAACUCCUACAGCUGGAUGACGGACAAGAAGCUGGCCUACGUCGUCAAAGUGCAGACGUCGGAUGAGAGCCAUGUGCCUUAGGAUGUACCAAAUAAAUACAUUUGUUUUGUGCGCUGGUUAACUGAACUCUAAGGAGAAAAGUAAGGCUGUACUGGACAAUUAUGCUUUGAAAUAGCAAAAAAAAGCAAGUAACGAAAACUCGCUAGCAUAUCUGGAGAGAAAGCUCAGAACACCAGGAAAUACACUAAAGCAGGACAAGCGGCAACGCCACCUCGAAGUUGUCGCACCAGCCAGCUCCCUAUUACGUCACUUUGACAGAGCCUCCUCGGGCCCAGUUUAUUGUUAAUCAAUAAAAACUC